AUGGAAACUGUGAAGAUGGAAUAUUUUCUACCUUGGCUGAUGAUAUUUUUUCUUGUUUGUUAUUCAGGGGUUGAAGUUUAUGGUGAAGACUACAGUUAUAGUUUCACAUAUGAGUGUUUGGCAGAUCCCCUUAGUGCUCAAUACAAUGGAGGAAUAGUUGUGAAUCCAAACUUCAAUGAGGGACUCAAUGGCUGGAGAAAAUCUGGAUUUGCAAAUAUGGCCACUAGGAUGUCCAACAAUACAAAUAACACUUUCAUUGUGGCUACUAACAGAAAAGAACCCCUUCAUGGUCUUACCCAAAAAUAUUUCUUGAAAAAAGAUACUUACUACGUCACUUCAGCUUGGGUGCAAGUGAGCCAUGGAGAUGGAAUUAUAGAUGCUCAUCUGGCUCUAGCAUUCAGAGGACCAUUUGGAAUUCAACGUACUGGAUGGGCUAUUGCUCGUUCUGGCUGCUGGUCUAUGCUAAAAGGUGGCUUAAUACUAACUACUUCAGCUCAUGUGGACUUAUAUCUUGAGGCGAACAAUACCGCUAUUGAAUUAUGGGCAGAUAGUAUAUCAGUAAAACCAUUUUCCCAAGAGGAAUGGAAAUUUCAUCAACAUCAAAGUAUAGAGAAGGUACGUAAAGCUAAAGUGAAAAUCCAAGCAGUGGAUUCUCAAGGCCAACCAUUACCAAACGCAACGGUCUCCCUGGCACAACAAAGGAACAAUUUCCCAUUUGGCAAUGCAAUAAGCCAACAUAUCCUCAACAACAAAGCCUAUCAAGAUUGGUUUACAUCACGAUUCAAGUACACGGUUUUCGAGAAUGAAAUGAAAUGGUAUGCCAACGAGAAAAUCCAGGGCAAACAGGACUACAACAUGGCGGAUGCCAUGCUCAGUUUUGUCCAAAAACAUAACAUUCAAGUCCGCGGCCACAACAUUUUCUGGAACAACCCCAUGAGCAUGCCCUCGUGGACGCGUUCUCUUUCACCAGCACAACUCUCCUCAGCUGCAUCCAAAAGGAUAAAUUCGGUGAUGAAUCAAUACUUAGGCCAACUUAUUCACUGGGAUGUUGUGAACGAAAACGUCCACUUUUCGUUUUUAGAGAAUAUACUCGGAAAAAAUGCGUCUGCUAUUUAUUACAAGAAGGCUAAUGAAAUCGAUAGCAAGGCAAUUCCAUUCUUGAAUGAUUUCAAUACAAUUGAACAUGAAUUUGAUGGAACUUCAAAUCCAGCAAAGUACUUGGAAAAAAUUCGAGAUCUUCGAUCCCACGGUUAUAAUGGGCCGUUGGGAAUUGGGGUGCAGGGGCAUUUUGUCAAACCAAAUUUACCUUAUAUAAGAUCUUCUCUUGAUAUGCUUGCUUCAGCUGGAUUGCCAAUUUGGAUCACUGAGUUAGAUGUUGCAAACACCACCAAUCAGGAGGUAUAUUUGGAAGAGAUCAUAAGGGAGGUUCAUGCACAUCCAGGAGUGAAAGGAAUAAUGAUAUGGGCACCAUGGGGUCCUAAAGGAUGUUACAGAAUGUGUUUGACUGAUAAUAAUUUCAAGAAUUUGCCUACUGGAGAUAUUGUUGACAAGAUUAUUAAAGAAUGGAGUCAUCAAGGUUUUUCUGGUACUACUAAUGAAAAUGGCAUUUUUGAAACUUCACUUUUUCAUGGAGAAUAUCAAGUUGAAAUCAAGCAUCAUGAAAAACAAACAUAUGCCUCCAUGGCUCAGAAAGUUAAGGUGGCAGCACAAAAGGAUGGAACAAGGGAAAAUUCACAUUACACAAUUUUUGUUUGA
Solanum tuberosum (potato) is the source of this 1755-nucleotide messenger RNA. RefSeq names its product endo-1,4-beta-xylanase A-like. Gene Ontology annotation, biological process: carbohydrate metabolic process. The record is from RefSeq and is a predicted model, not a curated record. Lineage: Eukaryota; Viridiplantae; Streptophyta; Magnoliopsida; Solanales; Solanaceae. Bases 1 to 1755 code for a protein of 584 amino acids. The transcript is spliced from 7 exons. Gene Ontology annotation, molecular function: hydrolase activity, hydrolyzing O-glycosyl compounds.